AUGAGCGAAGAUGCUAUUAUUAAGAUAACUCCAGCUUUGCAAAAUUCAAGUUUACCUGAGUGGAUUUAUUACAAUCAAGCAAGCCGAGAACUGUUAGCAGUCCCAACCAACCAUGAUAGUUAUGCCAUGGUCAACCCGUCCAAACAGCAGCUGGGCAGGAAGAAAAGAUUUGCACGGAGGUUUAUGACACCAGCACUAACACCAGUCCCAGACUUGGUGCCAGCAACCAAAGUGAAGCCCACGUCUUCAACACAUUGGUGGUGGUGGCCAGAGACGAAAUCAAAGAGUUCUGAGUUUGUCGAAGUGACCAGUUCAGACUUGCUAACAGCAGAUAAAAUGACUAAGCCAUUCCUUCCUCAAAGUGAGACUAUUAGUCAUACACUAAUACCAAGUUCCCACUUUUCACAGAUAUCCCCUACCAAGAGUUCCUACUUUGUAUCAUCACCAGCAUCAACACGUGAUAUCAAGGUACCGUCCAGUGUUUUUCCUGAAACAAUCUCAAGCUACCAAAUGGAAUCACUAUUUUUUUCAGAGUUUCUCCCUACCUUCAGUUCAAGCCUUAUAACAUCACAAGACACCGUUCCUGAAAUGACACCCUCAACAGAUUACGACAUGAAAAGCCGAACGUAUAGCUCUUCUACACACACACCAACUCCAGAAGCAAGUAAAAGUUACACAGAAAUUGACAGUAUGUCAGGAUCUGGUGAUUCUACAUAUACUGAUGAAGAUGCAAUACCUGUUAUCGAAACAACACUACUACCACAAACCUACCCCCCUAUUAGCCCUUAUAUUACGCCUUCCCCACCAAUACAGAGACCAGAUACAGAUGCUCACUCUGUGACAGACAUGCCCUAUGCAGGAUCAGGUUCAGGUUCUGGAAAUGAUGAAGAAGAAACGGUGAGCAUUCAACCAUCAACUCAAGAAGCUUCAGACUCCUUGUUCGUUCCAACACCAUCUUUAAGUUCUGUCAUUGACUCUAGUGAGAGCAACAUCUUUUACUUUGAGGAAACAGCGAGUGCGUCAUCUAGUAAAGAUAUGAGUUCUUCAAUCUAUAUACCAAGCUGGGAUACUGAUCUUUUCUCCUCAUCCACAUCCUCUUCUUGGGAGAUAUGGAUCACAAAAGAUCCAUGGGCAUCCAAAAACAGUGAACGUACACGGGAAACUUGGCACUCUGAAGACGAAGACAUGCGUUUUCUGCCCAGAUUUUCUGGAGAGAUCAAUUCCAGAUCUCUGCUCUUUUCAUUUUGGCAGGACAAAGACAUGCGUUUUCUGCCCAGAUUUUCUGGAGAGAUCAAUUCCAGAUCUCUGCUCUUUUCAUUUCGGCAGGACAAAGACAUGCGUUUUCUGCCCAGAUUUUCUGGAGAGAUCAAUUCCAGAUCUCUGCUCUUUUCAUUCGGCAGGGGGGCGAAGACAUCGUUUUCUGCCCAGAUUUUCUGGAGAGAUCAAUUCCAGAUCUCUGCUCUUUUCAUUUGGCAGGACAAAGACAUGCGUUUUCUGCCCAGAUUUUCUGGAGAGAUCAAUUCCAGAUCUCUGCUCUUUUUCAUUUUGGCAGGACAAAGACAUGCGUUUUCUGCCCAGAUUUUCUGGAGAGAUCAAUUCCAGAUCUCUGCUCUUUUCAUUUUGGCAGGACAAAGACAUGCGUUUUCUGCCCAGAUUUUCUGGAGAGAUCAAUUCCAGAUCUCUGCUCUUUUCAUUUCGCAGGACGAAGACAUGCGUUUUUUCUGCCCAGAUUUUCUGGAGAGAUCAAUUCCAGAUCUCUGCUCUUUUCAUUUCGGGCAGGACGAAGACAUGCGUUUUCUGCCCAGAUUUUCUGGAGAGAUCAAUUCCAGAUCUCUGCUCUUUUCAUUUCGGCAGGACGAAGACAUGCGUUUUCUGCCCAGAUUUUCUGGAGAGAUCAAUUCCAGAUCUCUGCUCUUUUCAUUUCGGCAGGACGAAGACAUGCGUUUUCUGCCCAGAUUUUCUGGAGAGAUCAAUUCCAGAUCUCUGCUCUUUUCAUUUUGGCAGGACGAAGACAUGCGUUUUCUGCCCAGAUUUUCUGGAGAGAUCAAUUCCAGAUCUCUGCUCUUUUCAUUUUGGCAGGACGAAGACAUGCGUUUUCUGCCCAGAUUUUCUGGAGAGAUCAAUUCCAGAUCUCUGCUCUUUUCAUUUCGGCAGGAUGUUGAUAUCUUUCUUCUUAACCUCAUUCUGUUCAUAGUCCGUUCACUCAUUCUCUUAUUCAUAGUCCGUUCACUCAUUCUCUUAUUCAUAGUCCGUUCACUCAUUCUCUUAUUCAUAGUCCGUUCACUCAUUCUCUUAUUCAUAGUCCGUUCACUCAUUCUCUUAUUCAUAGUCCGUUCACUCAUUCUCUUAUUCAUAGUCAUUCUCUUAUUCAUAGUCCGUUUCUCUCAUUCUCUCAUUCUCUUAUUCAUAGUCCGUUCACUUUCUCUUAUUCAUAGUCCGUUCACUCAUUCUCUUAUUCAUAGUCCGUUCACUCAUUCUCUUAUUCAUAGUCCGUUCCUCAUUCUCUUAUUCAUAGUCCGUUCACUCAUUCUCUUAUUCAUAGUCCGUUCACUCAUUCUCUUAUUCAUAGUCCGUUCACUCAUUCUCUUAUUCAUAGUCCGUUCACUCAUUCUCUUAUUCAUAGUCCGUUCACUCAUUCUCUUAUUCAUAGUCCGUUCACUCAUUCUCUUAUUCAUAGUCCGUUCACUCAUUCUCUUCCGUUCAUAUUCCUCCGUUCCUCAUUCUCUUUUCAUAGUCCGUCAUUUCUCUUAUUCAUUCACUCAUUCUCUUAUUCAUAGUCCGUUCACUCAUUCUCUUAUUCAUAGUCCGUUCACUCAUUCUCUUAUUCAUAGUCCGUUCACUCAUUCUCUUAUUCAUAGUCCGUUCACUCAUUCUCUUAUUCAUAGUCCGUUCACUCAUUCUCUUAUUCAUAGUCCGUUCACUCAUUCUCUUAUUCAUAGUCCGUUCACUCAUUCUCUUAUUCAUAGUCCGUUCACUCAUUCUCUUAUUCAUAGUCCGUUCACUCAUUCUCUUAUUCAUAGUCCGUUCACUCAUUCUCUUAUUCAUAAUUACAUGAAUAAGGCCCCCAAGGUUCGAGCACCAAUAGGCAGUGUCUACGCAGCAGUCGGGACCAUUUUCAAAUUCCAAAUUCCAAAGAACACAUUCCAUGAUCAUGAAGAUGGUAACACCAGACGGCUUACACUUGAUGUGUCAUUUCACUGGGAGCCACGACGACCCCCAAGCAACAUAAACAACUGGUUGGAAUUUGAUGAAGUGUCCCAGACACUGACUGGAUUACCAUUAGGAGAAGAAAUUAAGCAAAGUCCAAUGGAAGUGACAAUUAAUGCGUUAGACAAAGGAGGAAAACUUGCUCAGGAUGUUAUUAUGAUCUAUAUCAAUUCCACUGUGGUCGACCUGAAUCCGACAUACGAGUUUGUUAUGAAGUUUGAGGUGAAUGGUAAGAAAUUUCUAGCUGAACGCAAACAUAUGAGAAACUUGAUGAAGAAAGUGAGCUCCUUUUUCGGUGAUCAAGAUUCAAGCUACAUCACAAUUCUCGAUGCUAGGCCAGGUUCUUUGAUUCUUACUUGGACAAAUAAUAGCAUACCAACAGACACUUGUGAUAACGCAACAAUUCAGGAACAAAGAAAAAAAAUCUUUGAUGAUAAUGACCACAUCAAUCCAAAAUUCAGAAAAUACAUGUCACCACGGUUCACUGUCCUUAGUGCUGAAUUUAAUCUAGAUGGUGCAUGCUUGGAUACUGGAACCGAACCUGGUAUGCCAAGUGAAACAGAGACAGGGGACGUGACAGAGGUGAACCCCUGGGCUGAAGCAAUUAUACCAACUGUCAUUGCAGUGGCUAUUGCAAUUUUUAUAGUAGUUGUUAUUCUUUUGAUCUGCAGUCGAAAACAACGGCAGAAAAAAAAUCAGAAAAACGAACAAAGGAAUUCAUUUGAGGACCAAGAUCCUGUCAUGUUCCAUAGUGAGCGGUCAAAUCCGGAUCGUGGAAUGCGUGCAAAACGGGCUGUUAUUCUGCCUGGAGAUGUAAAUUCAAAGACUUCUGGACAUCGGAAUUUCUCCCCAUAUCAAGCAUCUGGAUUUGGAGAACCAGAUAAUUGUUCAGAUGAUGAAGAAGAGGAUGAGUCGGGACGUUACUCAUAUAAUAAUGGCUCAACUAACCCUCCUCCACCUUAUAGACUACCCCCUCCAUAUUACCCAGAAAGUGGGUCUUCUUAUGUGUGA
This is a messenger RNA of Acanthosepion pharaonis, 4218 nucleotides long. Lineage: Eukaryota; Metazoa; Mollusca; Cephalopoda; Sepiida; Sepiidae. The record is from the annotation of a GenBank genome assembly.